Messenger RNA from Solanum tuberosum (potato), 768 nucleotides. RefSeq lists its product as uncharacterized. The coding region runs from base 1 to 768 and encodes 255 amino acids. Gene Ontology annotation, biological process: DNA integration. Gene Ontology annotation, molecular function: nucleic acid binding. Lineage: Eukaryota; Viridiplantae; Streptophyta; Magnoliopsida; Solanales; Solanaceae. The transcript has 3 exons. The record is from RefSeq and is a predicted model, not a curated record.
AUGGAGCAUGAUUGCUGCAAGUUUAUGCAGAAGUGCCAUAAAUGCCAAGUUCAUGGUUAUUUGAUUCGAAUGCCGCCUCACGAACUCAAUGCUAUGAGUUCACCUUGGCCGUUUGUAGCUUGGGGCAUAGAUGUCAUUGGUCCAAUAGAGCCAGACGCCUCUAACAGACAUAGAUUUAUUUUGGUUGCCAUUGACUACUUCACCAAGUGGGUGGAAGCAGCUUCAUAUAAGUCAGUGACCAAGAAGGUUGUAGCUGAUUUUGUUUGCAACAAUUUGAUAUGUAGGUUUGGAGUGCCAGAAUCUAUCAUUACUGAUAAUGGAGUGAACCUCAACAGUCACUUGAUGAGAGAGGUAUGUGAACAGUUCAAGAUUACUCACCGAAACUCAAUCGCCUAUCAUCCCCAAAUGAAUGGAGUUAUAGAAGCCGCCAACAAGAACAUAAAGAAGAUUUUGAGGAAAAUGAUUGAUAAUCGCAGAGUAUAUGGAACAGAAGCAGUUAUACCUGUAGAAGUUGAAAUACCUUCUUUGAGAAUCAUCCAAGGAGCUGAAUUGAGUGAUGUUGAAUGGGUUCACAAGCGGAUUAAUCAGUUAACAUUGAUUGAUGAGAAGAGAAUGGAUGAGUACAAAGGGAAAUUUGUACCAAAUUGGCAAGGACCCUACAUGGCUCGCAAAGUAUUAUCUGGAGGCGCCUUGUUCCUAUCGGAGAUAGAUGGCAUCGAAUGGCCGAAACCGAUCAAUUCAGAUGCUGUCAAGAGAUAUUAUGUGUGA